UGGGGUGUCCAUUUUAUUUUCUUUCAUAUUGGCGUCGUUUCUACUUUUGGGUGUACUUUUCACAUGAUCGAGAACGUCGGCUUUUAAUGUUCUUUGUUGUGAUUUUUGGAUGAAGUUAUCAUUCUUCACAUGUCACGCGGUCUUGAAACUCGUCUCUUUUUCCUUUUCUCCGUUCCUUGUAGUGCGGGUACUAUUUUUUACGUAGGCAUGAGUCACGACUUGCGGUUCCAUAGAUUUUCGAAUUCAUAUGGAAGUGUAAUUGGUUAUUCGGUUGUUCUGUGAAAACUAAUAAAAGUUAUUUUGUGUUCUUGUUGAUCUGUUGCCGCUAGAGAUUUCAAGGUGUUACAGCAAAGGGUAACUGCAGACUUAUUUGUUGUAUCGAGAACUCUUCCUUUCCCAUUGUUUUGUUAAUGCGUGCUCCUCGUUCUGGACUUUCUCUUUGUUGGGGGUUUUAAUUUUGGGCUAUAGUCUUUAUCAACAAUUCAUAGCUCCUCAUAUUGGAGCUUAUAGCAACGGUUAUUGCCAUUCAGAAAUAAUGGUGAAGCAUUGGUUCGUUUCUGGUAAGGCAGGACGAGGGACACAAGUUUUCUACAUACAUAUAGUCUGAAAGAAUUUCUUUGUUGUAACAACUAGAGUCACACAAAGAGAGAAUCAGGCGCCAAGGAGUUUGGCAACAAUAUAGGGAAAGAUGGAGGGUCCAGUUCACAAACCAAGUAAAACCGAGUUCAAUGAAUACUCAACUUUGAUGCUGAAGAACCCGUAUGUUCUCAGGCUUGCUUUUUCUGCCGGGCUUGGAGGCCUCCUCUUCGGCUAUGACACAGGUGUGAUCUCUGGUGCUCUUUUGUAUAUUCGAGAUGAUUUCCGAUCUGUGGACCGUCAUACUGUUCUACAGGAAACCAUCGUUAGCAUGGCUGUAGCUGGUGCUAUAAUUGGUGCUGCCCUAGGCGGCUACAUGAAUGAUCGAAUUGGCCGGAAGAAAUCAAUAAUGAUUGCUGAUGUUUUGUUCUUUGUUGGUGCAAUCGUCAUGGCUGUUGCCCCGUCACCGGGUGUGAUCAUUCUUGGAAGGAUUUUUGUGGGUCUGGGAGUUGGAAUGGCUUCUAUGACUUCACCUUUAUAUAUAUCAGAAGCUUCUCCUGCUAAGGUCAGAGGUGCAUUGGUAGCCACAAACGGCUUGCUUAUUACUGGAGGCCAAUUUUUGUCAUAUCUCAUUAAUUUGGCCUUUACUAGGGCUCCUGGCACAUGGCGUUGGAUGCUUGGAGUUGCAGGGCUGCCUGCCUUGGUGCAGUUUGUGCUGAUGUUCUCUCUUCCAGAAUCCCCAAGGUGGCUCUUCAGAAAGAACAGAGAUGAGGAAGCAGCUUCAACCUUGAGAAAAAUUUAUCCACCAUCUGAAGCUGAGAAUGAGAUUGCAGCUCUGCAAAAAUCUGUUCAAGCCGAACGUGAAGAUGAAGGUGCUGUGGGAAAGAUCAGUAUUUUUAAACUCCUGAAAACAAAAAUUGUCCGCCGGGGUCUAACAGCUGGAAUCGGGGUUCAGGUGGCUCAGCAAUUUGUGGGAAUUAAUUCUGUCAUGUACUAUAGCCCAACCAUAGUCCAGUUGGCUGGGUUUGCUUCGAACAAGACAGCUUUGGCACUCUCUCUCAUCACCUCUGGCUUGAAUGCCGUUGGGACUAUAAUUAGCAUGUUCUUCGUCGAUAGAACUGGGAGGAAAAAGCUUAUGAUCAUAAGUUUAGUGGGCAUGAUAUUAACUCUAAUAUCCCUAACCAUUAUUUUCCAUGAAAGUUCAACACAUUCACCAGCCAUUGGAGUCUCACAGACUGCUCACUUUGGAAACUUUACAUGUCCCAACUACAAAGCAAUGCCUGCAGCAAAAUGGAACUGCAUUUCCUGUUUGAAGGCUUCAGCUGACUGCGGGUUUUGUGCUGACAGUUCAAAUAAGCUUAACCCUGGUGCCUGCUUAAUAGUAAAUGAUGGAGCAAAGAACGCAUGCAACGUAGAACAUCGGCAGUGGUACACAAGGGGAUGCCCCAGCAGCUUCGGAUGGUUUGCCUUGACUUGCCUUGGCCUCUACAUCAUCUUCUAUGCGCCGGGCAUGGGCACUAUCCCCUGGAUCAUCAACUCAGAGAUCUACCCAUUGAGGUACAGGGGAGUCUGUGGAGGGAUUGCUGCUACUGCCAACUGGAUCUCCAACCUCAUUGUUUCACAGACCUUCCUGUCACUAACAGAAGCGCUUGGGUCUGCGUAUACCUUUCUACUGUUCGGUGUUUUUGCGUUCAUUUCUCUCGGCUUCAUCUCCCUGUUUGUUCCUGAAACCAAAGGGCUACCAUUUGAAGAGGUGGAGAAGAUGUUAGAGCACGGAAGAGUGGGACGUUGGAACAGGGAAGAUGACAUCGUCCUGCCCAAGUGAAUAGCAAAGCGUAGAGGCUUCGGUCUCACAACUUUCUUGAAGGUUCUCAAGUUUGCUAAAGUUCUUUUGGGCUGGAGAACUUGAGAAAAUCGCUGGUGGCUGAUAAAGAAGCUGCCGGCCUGCCGCGAAGGCGGCAUUUUUUUUCUUUACAUGAUUUUCUCUGUUGUUGGACAGUUACGUUUCGAUUAUUAGUCAAACUUACUGUCUCUCUCUCUCUCUGUCUCUCUCUCUCUCUGACCUUUGUACGCGUUUACAUUUCCUUAAUUUAUCAAUUGUAUAUUUUUUAA
Nymphaea colorata (pocket water lily) is the source of this 2688-nucleotide messenger RNA. Its product is annotated as probable inositol transporter 2. Gene Ontology annotation, cellular component: membrane. Lineage: Eukaryota; Viridiplantae; Streptophyta; Magnoliopsida; Nymphaeales; Nymphaeaceae. Gene Ontology annotation, biological process: transmembrane transport. Gene Ontology annotation, molecular function: myo-inositol:proton symporter activity. The coding region runs from base 689 to 2401 and encodes 570 amino acids. The transcript is spliced from 7 exons. The record is from RefSeq and is a predicted model, not a curated record.